This is a messenger RNA of Labrus bergylta (ballan wrasse), 981 nucleotides long. Its product is annotated as C2 calcium-dependent domain-containing protein 4A. The record is from RefSeq and is a predicted model, not a curated record. Lineage: Eukaryota; Metazoa; Chordata; Actinopteri; Labriformes; Labridae.
GACUCAACUGCUGCUGAUAAAAACCUCAGACUCACCUGCUGCUGAUAAAAACCUCAGACUCAACUGCUGCUCCCGCAGACUCACCUGCUGCUGAUAAAAACCUCAGACUCAACUGCUGCUGAUAAAAACCUCAGACUCAACUGCUGCUGAUAAAAACCUCAGACUCACCUGCUGCUGAUAAAAACCUCAGACUCAACUGCUCUUGAUUAAAAACCUCAGACUCGCAUGUGGAUCACUUGUUCCAGAGCAGCAGACUGACUCGGAAGUCCCGCUCCCGCCCUCUGUCUGUGUUUCUUGAGGCCCCGCCCCAAUCAUGUCUCUGAGGUCACUGGUUCUGACUCCAGAAAGAAUCCCUGGAUUCUUCGUACCAUCUCGCAGUCAGUUCCUCUCCCCUCGACCUCACCGGAGCUCACCUGACCGUACCAGACUUCUGGCAGACCAUGAUGACAUCGGUCAAGAAACCACUCCCCCCACCGACCCUGCCCAGCACCGUCGUCUGCUCUGCCUUCGAGCACCUCGAGUCAGACGUCCGUGUCCUGUGUCUGCAGAUGUGGACCUGACAACACGUGCUGCCCUGUCUCUACCGCACAUUCAGACAGUGACCACGCCCUACGGCUUCAGCGCUGUGCUGGCUGCCAGCCCCUGUACAAGCCGACGGGAGUCCCUGUUUCACCGGCACAAACCAGUGACCGUGACCGUGACUGACACAGAACUGGAGGACUCGUCCCCUCCCCCUGGCAGGUCUCGGGAGUGCUUGGGACCUAUCAGAGCUCUGGGCCUGCAGGUGAUGAAGGAGCUGAAGAAACCUGUGUCUGUGCUGAAGGCUCUGAGUCCCACAGUGAGGAGGAGGAAGAAGUGACUCCUGACGCAGCUGACAGGUGGACCUGGACACCUGUUUUAACAUCAGGGAACUCUGAUUUUGACUUUAAAUUUAAACAUAUAUUUUAAUAAUUAUUUUUUAAUAAAUCAUUUGAUGUGUCA